AUGUCAACCACACACAUAGAGACCCACGUCCAGUACAACCACUCGUACAUGAUGACGGAGGACUACAUGGCACAGGAAGAAGACUGGGACCGCGACCUGCUGCUCGACCCAGCCUGGGAGAAGCAACAGCGAAAGGUAGGGGGACAAGGGACAAGGGACAGGGUGGGCAGGCUUGGACCAAGCACCAGGCCGUAGCGGACUUUCUGUCACCGGGAGAGGCGUCAAGGAUGGUCACGCAACCAACUUUUUACCAAGGCAUGUUUUGCUUUGCUGGUUCUUCGUUUCUGUUUGGUUCCCAUGCUGGUGGUUUAAAAAAAAAGGUGGCAAUGUUGCAUUCACAUAUAUUUAAAUAAGUUAUUGUGUGGCUAGAGAGUGUUUUUUUAAAAAAUAAUCCCAUAAAGCUGCUAAAAACAUAGAGGGCAGCUCUCCACAGAUGUCAUUCUGAAUAGGACAACCCUGCAUGGUUGUUUUAUUUCUGGAGACACCAGUAAAGGAUUGCAAGGGGUUCCAGGGCGCCAUUUUCCCUUGUGGGGCAGCGAAAGGCCUUGGAUGGACCUCAAUGGAAAUGAUGGAAGAUGGGCAUCGAUGCUUCCCAAAUUUAAGAGGUUUCUGUGGUGAUGGAAGCACUAUGACCCCCUCAAGCAGGCUGGAGCUGAUGGAAGUGGUAGCCCUAAACAGCUGGAAGGCUGCAGUGGCGAAAUUUACUCCAAGUGUCUGAGGAGGUCUUUGCUUCUCCGGAAUGAAUCGUUGCCCCCAAAUACUGUGUUUUCUUUCAUGUUCGCCGCCCGAUUCUGCACCAUGUUGAGGUUCUCGAGAACCCUGCGGGCCUUUAAACUAACAAGCAGGCAGUGCAUUGCAGGCAGGGGAGGGGGCAGCCCCUUGGAGCCAGCUGCCACCCCGGAGCAUCAGAUGCUGUUGGCUGCAGCUGUCCCUUGCCAUCACCCAGAUCCUUAUCCUAUAUGGAACCACAAGUGACAUUUUGGGCAGAGUACGUCAGAAGAGACUCACACCAGGGCCAGGGGUGGGUCCAGAAAGAAAGGGGGAAGGAGAGCAUAUGUCAGUGCAGUGGCAUCUAUCGAGGGCCCGGGCUGCGUCUGAGCUAUGCCUGGAAUGAUGGAGACCCAAGGGAGAGGGGAAGGAAUCGGCUAAAUAUAUCCGUGCGUGGCAGUGGGGAACAUGUCCUAAGCUAAGCUUUGAAAUAAUACCACAGAUGGGGGAUGUCCUAAUCGCAAAUGUUCAGGAGCAGAACAGUCCCAGGCCCUUUCUCCACCUUCGCAACAUAACUCAGGGCUGCAUAACCUCUUGGCGCCUUGAAUUUGGAGUGUGGAAAAAGCGCCAGGUCUGCAGGUGCAAAGAGAGAUCAGACUCGUUCACCACAUUGUCAAAUGAAAAGUAUCUGUGUAAGUCCUUCAGGGCCCCACCCAGAGAAAACUGCUCUAAGACUUGCAUCAAAGGCCGACGUUUCGCUGGGGCUUAUCUCUUCCCAUACCGACGCUACCGCAACUGAAAAAUCCACAUGUGACGAUGCUGCUCAGGGCUGGGAAGGAGGAAAUUCGCAAGCCCCGUCUUCUAAUAACAGUAGCUAAAGGGCCAGACCUCCACCCUUUGGUUCUGCCUUCUCUGCAACUCUUAAACAUACAAGAACCGCUCUGCAAGCCCAUGUGAGCUACCAGGGAGGCCAUCACCUGCCCAGGUCCUGGGACCACCAUGCUCAAAGCUGUCACAAUUUUGCGGGAGGGAUUCAAGCGCGUUCUGCAAUUAAAACACCGCAGGUCAACAAAUCCAUGUUUCUAAAAUCCAGCUGAACUGCUUGCAGUUAGGAAAGUGACAGGGAAAUCAUAGAUUGUAGAAUUGUAGAGUUGGAAGGGACCCUCAGGGCCAUCUGGCCCAAUCCCCUGCAAUGCAGGAAUCCUGCCUACAGUCAUCCCUGAAUGGGCUCGAACCACCAACCUUCUGGUUGACAGCCACACGCACUGACUCACUGCACCACUGGUCCACUUUAAAAUAGUGCGAUAAUCAUCGACAAUCAGGAAGAAGUAUAAUCUUAAGGCAAACAAUUCAGAACAAAUGCUCAAUAAAAAGCAGGCAUUGCAUAACCUCCAUGUAAGCUUGCGGCAAGGAAAUGAGGAUGACUGUUCAAUAAGUGGGUCAUCUGGAAGUGCCCAUAGAUUUUCCCCCUUAACCUCCUCCCCCUUGACACAAAAAGGCUAAUCACAAGUAUCAAUCCACUGCUUUAGUCAUGGGCCAAGUGACCGCCCCCCCCCAAGUCUGUCUCAUCCAGAAAAAACAUUAACACCAAACAAUCUCUUCGCAGGCUCCCUCACUGUCCUCCAGGUGUGCUCACUUAAAUUCUCACAGGUUUCCACAUAACGUAUUCUUACUGUGUUUUGCACCCUAAACAGACACGAAGAAGGCACUCGCUGUCAUUGAUUGGUAGGCCCAAAGCACACGAGUCUAAUCCAGAGAAUAAAGUGCUAGAUUUGAGCUCUGGGUUAAAUUCUUGCUUUGUUUCCUCGUGGACUGAGGUGGCAUCGGCCAUCAGACAUCUCGUUCUGGCUCUCAGCCUCAAUUCCCCAAUUGUUAAAAUAGAGGAAAGAGCAGCCUGCCUCAUAGAACUGUUGUUGCGCAAGUGAACCAAGCCUUGCUGCAUGUUAAAUGCAUAAUGCAGAAAUGGCUAUGUGGAGAGAAAAAUGGCACGCAAUUGUCAAAGAUUAUAACAUUUCCCCCUAUUAUCUAUCUAUCUAUCUAUCUACUAUGAAGAAAACCCUUGGUGGGGGAAUAAUGUGUUGUGAUUUCUGCACCUAGGCAGGAUUUAGAGAGUGAACAAUGAGAGGGGGGUUGUCCCUGUCUUAAGAAAGUAGUAACUUACUUCAAUAUGCAAUAAUCCAGCUCUGCUGUGUUCAUCCUGUACAUUUUUCUGGGCCAGCAGUGGGUGGGUGGGUACUCCAAAGUCUUUCCGUCAUUGGCACCACUGCCUGAGCACUUAGCAAGUAAAUUAGGGCUGUGGUACCCCAAGGAUAUCCCUGCCCCUCAGGUCAUGUUCUGUGCCAAAUAACUUUAGCAACAUCAACAAGCGAAAGGGUAAUGGUCUAGUUUGGUUCAAAUUUAUGGGGAAGGCUGUAGUUCAGGGGUCAGCAAACUUUUUCAGCCGGGUGCCGGUCCACUGUCCCUCAGACCUUGUGGGGGGGGCUGGACCAUAUAUUGGGAGGGGGGAAUGAACGAAUUCCUAUGUCCUACAAACCCAGAGAUGCAUUUUAAAUAAAAGGACACAUUCUACUCAUGUAGAACACGCUGAUUCCUGGACUGUCCGUGGGCCGGAUUUAGAAGGCUAUUGGGCCGGCUACUAGUUUGCCUACCUGUGCUGUAGUAGUUCAUUGGUAUAGCAUCUGCUGUGGAUGCAAACAGCCCCUGGUUUCAUCCUUGGUGUGUCCAGGUGAAAACUCUUGUUAAUACUGAGCAAGAUGGACCAAAGGUCUGAUUUUCUAUAUCCCUGUAAUGACAAAGACAAUGAGGAUUUUUUACGCAGUAUUUGAUUGGCAUUUUCAUGUUAAGAGUUAAGGACAGAGCCUCUCCCGCUAUGUUGGGGGACUUAAACCUAAGUGGCUUGAGAUCUCCUGAUCACACUAGAUUUAUGACCAUGUUGCUCAUUGCUAAGGCUGAAUUAGCCUUAGGAACGAGUCAAGUUUCACAUUAUGGUUCCUCCAGGCUGAGAGGUCCUUUUCCAUUGCUUCUGGCUUUUAGGGGGGAACUAUCAGAUCCAAUUCAUCCCCAAGGCCCCAUUAAGUCUGCGAGGGUCUGUUUAACCUACCAGCAGGCAAAUGCCAACUGAACAUCUCCCUUGCUUAAAACGUGAGCUAUGGCCUCCCUAAAUGACUCAGACUGGCCUUUCCCAGGGGUUUCUGCUGGGCUGCCUAACCCUGCACUUUUGAGGCCUGGGCACCGUUCCGACUUAUCUCAUUGCUGACAGUAUUUCCACACCUGUUCCUUUGGGCCUGCGACAUGGCUGAUCCUGCAGCCACUGCAGUGUCGGGGAGAGACAGAAGAGAGAGGAAGACCUCAUGGCAAAGUUGCACACCGUCCUUGAACACCGGCUGCUACUUAGAGCGGAACAGGAUCCCCAAUGGGUUUUGAGCAUCGCAUGAGAUAAGAGGGACCACACGUUUCUGGGGAUGGGCUGCUUGGUCCAUGUCCAUCUCCACCAUUGGAGGCAGCCUGCCUCUGAAUACCAUUCACUGGGAAUCACAAGUGGGAAGAUUAGCUGUUGCACUCAGUUCCUCGCAUUGGCAUCUGAUUGGUCAGUGUGAGCGUUGGGCAUUGAGGCUGAUCCAGCAGCCAGACUCUUCCCGGUGUUCUCACUGGUUUCAGCAGGUUCAUGUGAAGUUCCUACAGGCUGGUCUCCUUCCCCAAACUGGAAAAUUUUGCAUCUUCAGCUUUGCCCCUCUUCCACAAAGCCAUGUGUAUGCUAGGUAAACACAUGCAGUUAAUGAGAUUGUGGCAAACCUUGCAACGGGGCGGGGUGGGGGCGAAUCACUGAGGUUUCCAGAUAGAUCAAGGUUUUGGGCCAAGACUAAGCUGCUGUCCUAUUCUUGGGUGGGUGAGAACCCUGUUCUAUUUUUUGCAGCAUUUCCUGCAGCGCUUGUUCCCAAUGGAUGGCUGACGCUUUUGGGAAAGGCAUUAUUGUAGCCCACUAGUGUAAGAGCCCCUGCGCUGCGUGCAGAAGGCCUCAGGUUCAAUCCUUGACAUUUCCAAGUAGAGCUGGAAGAGCAGUCUGCCUGAAACCUUGGAGAGCUCCUGCCAGUCUCUGUGGACAAUACUGAGAGAAUGGCAGCUUCCUGUGUUCCUGUGCUGAACCAACCAACCUAUCUCACAUCAUUAAAUGCUCCCACUCUCUCGCACAUACCCGUUUCAAGCAGCUUUUCACUUCAGAUCGGGAUCUAUUGGUAGAUAUCCAAAUCAAUUGCAGGCGAUUGGAAAACUCAGUGGUUUAACUCAGGGACAGGCAACAUGGUGCCCCCCAGAUUUCCCGGACAACAACUCCUAUUAUGCUGGUUGAGGGUGAUGUUGUUGUCCACAACAUGUGGUGGGCAUCAUGUUGGCUACACUUGCUUUAAGAGUAGCACCAGCAAAAAGCCUUUUCUUCACUCCUGUUGAAAUCAAGAAAGCUUAUGGAAAAACAGCUCCGGAAGGAAAUCCUUGGGCUGAGCACAUGCGCUCGGAAGCACCUUCCUUCCACCUUGCUGAGCCACAAGGUGAAAAACAAAAUAGACCCCGCCAGCCUAUAUUUUCCCCACCCCAUGGUGUGGUGUCGUCCACUUUUAUACCCCAGUUGCAUGAACAACCAUCCAACAAUGAGUCAUAGUAAGGCAGAGAGAAAAGGACUGAACGCAGCGCCAUGUCCAAACAGAGAUUUGGGGAAUAUGGAUCUCCUGCAACAAUGUCCCUCCCUGGCCAUGCUGAAUGUGGUUUAAUACGGGCGAAUGAGACAUAGCUGCCACUUGCCAAUUAAGGAAGGCAGUAACUCCACACCUGUUGAGUUGUUCAGAUUCGAAGUGGCAAGGAGGACCUGGUGUGAACAAGAACACAGAGAGGCCAUUUUCCCCCCUUGCAAACGAUCACCCUUGAGAAAAUCAACUUUCUCCUCCUCCUUCUGUCCCUGGGAGCUUGUUCCUCUCUGUACAGCUUUACUGAUAUGGGAUUGUUCCUCUGCUCCUGCAGGGAGCCAGGGACACCCUUUCCUGCUGAUGCGAGAGAUCUGUGGGGGUGGUUUCGCAGAAAGGGGUAUCGGGUAGCUGCUGCUGUUCCAGAUGCCUUGCCCUUAUAAGGCUGUUUCUAAAAACUGCCCUGUGCCUGUGCUCCCUGCAAGGAGGCAAGGGGAUGAGCUAAUGGCAGUAUUUUGGAAGAGGGCAGAACUUAUUUAGGGUACGAGAAGGGUCUUCCUCUGCCCCCACCCUCCAUGAGAGAUGGAUGGGCAGGCGGAUGGCAAGGCCAGGCCUCCUCAAGAACAAAGUAGCUAUUUAAAGAGGCUUCCGUGGCUUGGGGCUAUGAUUCAUUGGCUGGAUGGAGUGGUUCAAUUUGUUGGGAGGUUGACUAGUCCCAGUGGCAUAGCGUGGUGUCAGGGGGCCAGGGCCCCGGGAGCAAAUAUCUGAGAGGGUGCAACCAGGUGUCACAUGACAGGCUCCCUCAUCGAGGCUGAAGCUGCAGGGAGACAAGCUGCAUCUGGGGUGGGCCUUUGGGGCUGGGGUGGCAGUGGCAGGUGCCUCAUUUUCCUUGCGGCCUGCGGAAGGGUGCGCCCCACACCUGGGCUGGCCAAGAGGAAAAGCGGGGGAGGGCAGUGGAGGAACCCACCGGGGGGGGGAGGAAGGUGGGAAAGCACUGUGAGGGCCUGCCCUCUCCCCCAGAAUUACUUUGGGGGAGUAUGCCAUGACUUUUCAGCUCUCGUUUCAAAAAAGAAACAGGAAAACAUGUGGGCUUCUUCUGUGGAACAUCUACAUACAUGUGACAUCCAUUGGGAUGCUUGAGGGAUCCGAUCUUUCCAAGUCCUGAUGCAAACGGAACCUUCUGGAUCAGUGUGCAGAUCAGAACUUAACUGAAUUUCAGCUCAGAAACAUGCAAACAUGCAUUUUUAAAUGUUUAUUUUAUUAUAAAACACAUCUGUAAUUCUUCACAACAGCUUAGUAUUGAUCCACACAUUAGUCCUGAGAGGUGUGGAUGAGGAAACUUUGUAUAGGAAUCCUCAAGCAUCUCUAAGUGGUGGUGCGCUCGCAAUGUACAAAACUGCCUAGUGAAUCCGUUCCACACGGACACUUUUGAGCACUGAAGGGAAGCAGAGUCCGCCUCUGCCCCUCUCCUCAGGGCCCCGAACCCUCUGCUUUCAAUUUCAUCAUCUCUUGGCUUCCGCAAGCAGUGAGCACUGAAUGGGUUUGUCAUGUGGGCUCCUGCCAGCUCUGUUAAUCCUAGUAAACAGGGGUGGUGAAUCUAGCAGGGCCAUUCCGGACCUAUGUUGACAAAAGCACCUGUGAGGAGAUGCCCUCUCGUGAGGCUGCAAAUAGCUUCCCAUUGUGAGUGCCAGACACACAUCAUACUGGGUGGAGUACCAUUUGGCAAGCCUACAAGCUGGGCCAACGCCAGAACAAUAGUCAGACAAAGGAUGUGAUAAACACUAAGCAUCCCAACCACUUUACCGAACUUUUUGAGAGCAGAAAGACAAACCACAUGGCGUCUUGCUGAGUAACAACAACAACACGCUUAAUAGCUUAAUAUGUGAACUUCCUAAGGGGUUUACAUAAAACACAGUAAAAUCAUUUUUGAAAAAUCUCUGUAUGUGUGUGUGUGUGUGUAUCCAAGAAAAAAGAGAACAUCCCUCAAUGCCAGUUGCAUACCCUCUAACAUUCCUCUGAUGAAAAUAGGGAUGUCCCAUUCCAUUAUUAUUAUUAUUAUUAUUAUUAUUAUUAUUAUUAUAUUUACACCCCACCCAUCUGACUGUUGCCCCAGCCACUCUGGGCAGCUUCCAAACAUAGACAAAAACAUAAUAAACAUUAAACACCUUCCCUAUACUGUACAGGGCUGCCUUUAGACGGCUCAGUAUCACAAAACUCCGGAAUUUCUCUGAUGAAAAUAGGGAUGUCCUAAGGAAAAGUGGGACAUUCCAGGAUCAAAUCAGAAACCGGGAUGGCUACUAUAAAUCCAGAACUGUCCGUGGCAAAUAGGGACACUUGCAGGGUCUGCAGUUGCUGGCAAUCACUGAUGCACUCAGAUCACACCAUAUGUUUAAAGAACAUGGCUUCCCCCAAAGAAUCCUGAGACCUGAAGUUCACCCCUCACAGAGCAACCAUUCCCCAUCCCCUUAACAAACUACAAUACCCAGGAUUCUUUGGGGGAAGCCAUGUGCUUUAAAUGUACGUGACCUAAAUCGGUUUUGUGACUGGCCUGAAGAAAGCGAAUGAGCUUCAGAGUCAAGGGGGGAUUUGAAUCUGGGUUUUCUCAGAUGUAGUCCAGAACUCUAACAAACCACACCGAACUAGUGUUGGAAACGAGAAAGCAGGUGCUCUUUGUGAUAUCUCUGCAUAGGCUUCCAGGGGGUGCCUGUCCCAUGUGUUUCCAUACUAUCUUCAUGUUUCGAUAUUUUUCUGUGUCAGGGGUGGGAAAGCUUUUUUUAGCUCAAGGGCCACAUUUGCUUCUAGGUAAUGUUCUGGGGGCCACAGACCAACGGUGGGCGGGGCCAGAGGCAAAAGCAACCAGAGCAAUGAAUGAGGAUUUAAAUUUUGCACAGCAAGGGGUGGAUCUACUAUGAAACUAACAAAGCUUCAGCUUCAGGGCCCCCUAAUCCUUGAAGGGCCCCACAAGUGACUUUAGUUCACAUUGCUUUAAAAAAAUUGGGUCUAGUAUAUAUUUCCACAAUCCCAAAGUUUGAGAGUCAGUACCACAGAUGCUGUAAAGGUGACUUUGACAUGAAAGAUAAUCCAGGACAGCAAUUUUAAGUAAAAUCAGAGUUGUUGUUGUUGUUGUUGUUGUUAUUUUUUAAUGUGGUGUUGUUUUGUGGAACAACCCCAUUGAAGAAGAUAAGAGUGGUUACCCAGACCUUUUUGCUAGUUGCAAAGGGGCACCCAUAACAUUUCAAGUUCCAGAGCCCUAAAAAUGUAGGCCCACUGCUGAGGCUAGCUUCUACACAUUCCUUAGCCACCAUUCUGGCAACCAUUGUUGGAGUUAAAGGAUAUCUUCCAGCCAAUAAUUUCAAGGAGAUUAUAAAGCAGGGCCCAGAGCGCCAGGUUGCCUCCCAGAUUGGGGGUGUUAUGUACUGAAGUUCUCACCCUGGGCCAGCAGGGGGAUACUGUAGAUAGUUCAGGUCCACAUAUGCAAAUAAGGGAUCAAAAGUGACGUUCAGUGAUUGGAUAGUAACAGAAAAUGGUUACUGUUGCGUUCUAGUUGAGCUCUAUAUAAGCAGGCUGGCUGAACCCUUCAGUUCAGUUCUGUUCUGGCCUGUGAAUAAGCAAGAGCUGUUUGAAGAAUCGCUGUGUCAUCUGAUAUGUUCACCCACAACUUAACAGGGGGCACCUGGCAUUCAAGUGUGUAUGUGUGACAUCGUGCAAAUGGUGAGCAUGCACAUCAUCUGCAGAAGGCCGGGCGCUUUGGAGGAGCUGGACAGAGGUGCGACGUGUGAUGCCAUGAUCUUGCGCAUGCGCAACACACACCGGGCCCCCUCAACAUUGAGGGGGCCUGGUCGCUUUCCAACAAAAAUUGAGGGGGUUGGAGACACACCAGCCCCCUAGAGUUGGCACACCUGGCAGGGCCAGUGAAUGGUGUAGCCUGGGAAAGGCCAGAGGACCAGAGAGAGAGGCCUAGUAGGCCGCAUUUGGGCCUGGAAUUCUGCACCACUGUCUCUGCUUGGGAAAUGGGGACUGGUGGGAUCCAGCAAGUGAUAGCCUUCAGCCUGACCCUGCAAGCCCAAGUCUCAUUGAGGCAAUCAUUACCUGUUGUGCAUGGCUGGGUCCGUAUCCAUGCCAGUUCAGAAAUCCCUAAGUGUGAAUGAAAACUUCUUCUUGUCUUGUGGCACCGUCAGAAACAUCUAAUGCCUGUUUGCUCUGUGAAAUAUACUUGGAGUCCUGUAGUGAUUUCAUGCUCUUUAUUGCAGCUUAUAAAACAGUGAUUGAAUUGUCCCCCAAACCUCAGGCUUUUACAUGCAUUAUUUACACAAUGAGUCCCGUCUGAUUGGCUGAUUCUGCUUCCCUCCCAGUGGCGUAGCGUGGUGGGUGCAGGGGGGCCGGGCGCAACAUCGGGGGGGGGGCGCGCUCGCACUCGCAGCUCUCUGCCCCUACCUGGCUCACUCACUCUCUCUCACUGCAGUGCUGGCUGUGCGAAUCCAAUCCGAGCCGCUGGGUCGCCGCCCACUGUGGAGGGUGUGGGUGCCAGGCGUGCGGUGCGGAGAGAGAGCGAGGGACUAUCUGGGGAGGGACAGUGCAGCGGCCGCCCAGCGCAGCGCUGAGCGCAGGAGAGAACCACACCAGACCAGACCAGGCAGCAGCAAGAAGAAGCUGGCAGCGGCGGCAGGUUAGGGGUUAGGGGGCGCAAAUUACUUGCCGUGCUGACAACCCACGCUACGCCGCUGUUCCCUCCUGGAGCCUGAUUGGUCUUUUCCUGCAGGCCAAUCAGUUGUUGCAUUCUACCAGCCUUCUAGAUGUGCCCUGGCAUUUGAAACAUCUUUCAAGCCCUAUCUGCUGGAACCUUCACAAACACUGUCUUUUGCGGAUUGCUCAGUCUCCUGUGUAUGUACAUGCACAGCCAUUUUAGAGCAACAACUCCAAGCUGGGAGUGCUCAAGUCCUAUGCACUCUUCCUCUCCUGGGUCGAGCUCUAAAACCCCACAUUACUCUACGGGGUUGAACAUAAGACUAUAAGAUGAGCCUGUUGGAUCAGGCCAAUCCAGCAGUAUACCUGUCAACUGUCCUGGAAGAAAAACAGGACACCCCAUUUUUUUCAUGCAAGAUCCCGGCAGCCAUUCAGGUGCCACAUUCUUGCGUUGCAAUCACCCCCCAAAAAAGCGCUUUUGGGGGGCAAGAUCACUGUGUGGGUCAUGUGAUUUGCCCAGGAGCGCAUCCCUGCUGUUUGGUCUGGAGGGCAUGCAGCUGUGUGUUCUCUCACAGUAGCCACCGGUCAACUAGAUGCCUGUGGGAAACUCACAAGCAGGACCUGAGCACAGGAGCCCUCCCCUCUCCUGGCAUUUCCAGCAACUGGUAUUCAGAAGCAUGGCUGCCUCUGAACAUGGAGGUGGAGCAUAGCCAUUGUGGCUAUGAAUUUUAAAGCCAUUCAAGUUGGUGGCCAUCCCCUGCCUCCUGUGGGAAGGAGUUCCAUAGCUGAACUAUGUGCUGUGUGAAGAAGGAUUUUUAUUUGUCCUGAAUCUUCCAAAUAACUGCAGGAAAAUCAGACUGGGGACCCCCUCCAGACAAGUCUUUUAUUGCGGGUUUAUUCCGCAACAUGUUCUUGGCACAAUAAUUAGUGGUGGAUUGAGUCUGCUUUAGUUUGUUCUGUGACGCUUCCCUGAUGCUGCCACAUUAUUGCCAUCCUGGGGGGCUAUAGGGCAUGGGUAGGCAAACUAAGGCCCGGGGACCAGAUCCAGCCCAAUCACCUUCUCAGCCUGCAGACAGUCAGGGAAUCAGCAUGUUUUUACAUGAGUAGAAUAUGUGCUUUUAUUUAAAAUGCAUCUCUGAGUUAUUUGUGGGGCAUAGGAAUUCGUUCAUUCCCCCCCCCCCUUCAAAAUACAGUCUGGCCCACCACAAGGUCUGAGGGACAGUGGACCGGCCCCCUGCUGAAAAGGUUUGCUGACCCCUGCUAUAGGGUAACAAAAGUGGGGGGGAAAUUAACCAGAACAUUUGUGGUAUUAGAAAGUUACAAGAUUUCACUAGGAAGUUAUGCAAUAUACGCCGAUAAGAAAUUAAGCAAGAUGUCUGCCCCAAAACAUUUGCAGGCAAAGAGUAUCGAAAAUGGGAUCAUGUGUAACUGCCCUGAUAGUAUAAUGAGCAGAAAUCGACCCACAAUAAAAAUGAUCAGGAGUACAGCAUGGACUGGCUAAUAUCCAUGUUCUCACCAAAAACCCACCCCCUGCAUCCUGCCACAGUUCUGUACCUGAAAAAAAAGUUAUAUAUGUAUUAAGGCAAUGAAUAAAUGGAUUGUGGAUGUAAAUAAACCAGGAAAAACAAAAACAAAACAUAGGGCAGUAGCUGAACCAGUAUUUGAUUUGCUGGUGUGUACUAUGGUCCAUACAACUAAGAAGAUAUGGGCAGAGCCCAUGACUGAGGGACAGAGUGUGAGCUUUUUUUGUAUCUGAUGUCUGCCCUCCCCCUAAUAGUGCAAACCUUUACCCGCUUAUCUGUGAGUAUGUGCCAUUGAAUUAAAUGGGAUUUACUUAUGAGUAGGCAUGCAAAAAGGAUUGUACUGUGCACUGUCUUAGGCCAGCAGAACGAGGAACCCUUUUCCAGUUUGAGGGCCAGAUUCCCUCAUGGCCAAGAUUUUGGGAGCCACGUGGCAGGGCUAGAACAACAGGUGCAAAUCUGAUCUUUGCCACAUUCCAGCCAGACAAAAGUCAGAGGUUUCUACACACAUACACAUGACACCACACACCUCUUUGCGCCCUCCUUCAAGGCAUUCUCGCAGGCCAAAGCAUUCAAGGAGGGCAUGGAACAGGGCAGGGGGUGUGUGGCCUGGAGAGACUCCUGAGAGUCAGAGAGUGCUGGAGGGCUGCAUUUGGCCACUGGGCCCAAGGUUCCCCACCCCUGAUGCGGUCUGUUGAUGGCAUAAGCUGAUACCACAUCAAAUUUCUCAGCAAAACUUUGCAGAACUUCCUAAGUGCCAGAAUCAAUGUUUUACAUGCCACAGUCCUUGUGUGCAGCAGUGUAGGUGCAGGAGAAUUGUGGCACAUUUAUGUGCCAGCUUCAGAUUUCUAGGUGCCAGGGUAACCAAGUGCCUGGGAUUUUCCCAAACUUUUAAGAUGGUUAUACCCACCUCUUUUUCAGCCUCUCCCACUGAUCUAUCACACUCCCACGGUUCAGAUGUACUGGACUUUUCAGGCAAGGGUGGCACUUUGCCUAGGCUCAUCCUCAGAACUUUGCUGAAGAAAAAUCAGGCUUGGCCAGGUGGGAAUCAGCUGUGCAGCAAAAGCUGUUAUGCAUACCUAAUUCCCCCCCUGCCUGCCCAUGUUGUCUGGCAGACACAUCAUAUUAAAAAUAUGGCAAACCAAAUCACUAUUCAUCAAUCGUUCAGUCUGACCUCCCCUCUAUGAUUGCACUGACAUAUCCAUCAGCAUAAAACAACAAAUCAUAGAAUCAUUUAAAAGCUAAAUAGAUGCAUGGAUGUAUACCGUAUAUAUAGAAAAUUACAACUUACUGAAUAUUGCUCAGGCAGAGUGGCAAGACGUCUUCAGCAGUCUGCACUGGAGAAACCAUGAAGAAAUGGAUGCUGUAGUUGAGAUUCCUGCAUUACAGGGAAUGCUCUACAAUUCUAUGAAAAGAAAAACAAUGUGAAGAUCUAACAUUUCAAGAGAUUUCAAAGUUCCAAGUACAGUACAGUGGUACCUCGGGUUACAGACGCUUCAGGUUACAGACUCCUCUAACCCAGAAAUCGUACCUCAGGUUAAGAACUUUGCUUCAGGAUGAGAACAGAAAUUGCAUGGCGGCAGCGGGAGGCCCCUAUUGGCUAAAGUGGUACCUCAGCUUAAGAACAGUUUCAGGUUAAGAACGGACCUCCAGAACGAAUUAAGUUCUUAACCCGCGGUACCACUGUACAUGUUCUGAUCAAGAUAACGUUCGCAGUUCCUCUCGGGCAUUCUCUGUUGCAUCCUACAAUAUCUAGUACAGUGGUACCUCAGGUUACAUACGCUUCAGGUUACAGACUCCACUAACCCAGAAAUAGUGCUUCAGGUUAAGAACUUUGCUUCAGGAUGAGAACAGAAAUCGUGCUCCGGCGGCGCGGCAGAAGCCGGAGGCCCCAUUAGCUAAAGUGGUGCUUCAGGUUAAGAACAGUUUCAGGUUAAGAACGGACCUCUGGAAUGAAUUAAGUACUUAACCUAAGGUACCACUGUAGUAGAUCUGGAACCUGGAUGAAUCUGUAACUCUUGAAAGCAGGCUUAAAGCAAGCAUGUAGGCCUCCUCUGAACUUCUGUGAAGCAGCCCCUCCACCUUCUUUUCCAAACAAACUUCCAGAACUGUCCUAUAAGAGCAGGUUGCUGAGCACACUCUAUGAUAGAGACAAGGGGACAAGGGAUCAGUUGAGAGGCCGGGGCUGGUUUUGCAAUGUAUCCUCCUGCUCUUCAUUACAACAGCAUGGCUGUUACACAUGCAUGGCUCUCUGGAUUGUGGCCAGGAUCAAGCAUGUGGCGUUCCCCACAAUUGUGGGCGGGCGGGAAGGAACUGGCAGUCCUGUUCCGCACCCACAGCGAUUCAGUCUAGUGAAGAACUGAGAAAAUAGGAAGCAGGGCUGUGCAGGGCUGCUAGACCUAAGCAUGUCUACUCAGAAGCAACUCCUGUUGAAUUCAGUGGGGAUUACUCCCAGGUAAGUCAGGUUAGGACUGCAGCUUAAAUUGUCGUGGGACUUUUUUGUAUUCCCUUGGGAACCACUCAGGGACUAUGGCAGGGAUGGGAGAACCAGCAGCCCAUGAGAUGUUGGACUCCAACCCAUGAACAUUGGCCAUGCCGGUUGGCGCUGAUGGGAGUUGGAGUCCGACCUUUGAAGGGCCACACAAGUCUUCCAUUCUUGGGCUACGGAAAGCAGGCAGGCAUUUAGAUUUAUAUCCUCCAAGAAGCUGGAAGGGGGUGAAAAGGAUUCCUCGCUACUUUAUCCUCACAACAACCCUGCAGAGUAGCUUAGACAGAGAGAGAGAGAACAACUGGCCUAAGGUCACCCUGUAACCUUGUUAGCCUGGUGAGAAUUUUAAGCUGUCUCUCCUCCCUCCCAAUGAUCCUGUUGUGCCAAAGUUCUGCAGUCAUUUUGCAGUGAAAACCCUGCGUUUUUGCAGCAGCCCUCAAAACAAGUAAUUGAGAAAUCAACCUGGGGUUCGUAGUUAACACCCCCAAAUCCAACAGUGUCUGAAUCACUUUAAACUGGCCCCACAUCCCAGCCCCUCAUAAACCAGAGGUGCCUCCUCUACACAUCUGCACAUCCAUCCAGGCUAGCAAGGCUGGGUUGUCAUCCUAGCUCAAGGGCGCUUCCAGGUAUGCAAAGGCACCCCAGGAGUACCCCAAGCAGGACCACGGAGGAAUGAGAGCCUGAGAGCCAAACAGAGAGGCCUGGGGGUCCGUAUCUGGCCCCCAAUCCAAGGCCUGUGGUUUCUCCACCCCCCUGUGUUGGACAGAGAGAGAGGCUCCCUGCAAGGAGGUACGAGAGAUCCCAGCCUGUUGGGAUUAAAUCUGUUGAAGCCUGAAUAUGCAGCCGUAAAUAUGAUUCUUGUGUUAUUAUUUGUAAUAAUACCUUUCUUCCAAGGAGCUCAAAGCAGUGUACAUGGUUCUCUUCCUGCCCUCAUUUUAUCCUCACGAUAACCCUGUGACCUAGGUCUCUGAUCCCAAGGAGCGAGUGAGCUUCUUGGCUGAGUGGGGAUUUGAACCCGUCUCUCUCCAGUCUAAGGCUAGCCACUGGGCCAUACUGCCCCCACAUAGAGCAGAAUCCUAGCCAAAGUGAAAUAUUUUAAAUUCCGAUUGGUUUCACUGGGAAGAGGGUGUUAAGUAUGUAUGUAUUUAUCUCUCUCUCCUGCUGGAGUUAUUGAGAUAUAAGGGAUUACACCAUACAUUUAAAACACAUUUAAAGCACAUGGUGCCCCCCAAAAUGAAUCCUGGGAACUGUAGUUUAGCCUCAACAGAACUACCAUUCUCAACACCCUUAACAAGCCACAGUUCCCACGAUUCUUUGGGGGAGGCUGUGUGCCACAGAUGUCCCAAAGCACAAUUACAAAUAUUUAGGGCAGUCAUUACACACGAUUCCACAGAAGGCUGACAGUUUAACACUUUUUUUAAAAAAGGCUUAGACUUGGGUUUAAAAAUAAAACAGGAUUAAAUUCAUUAUUGGUUCAACUGGAAGCUCAGCAGAAGUGCUCGCCUUGGAGCUUAAUUUAUUUUGGGUUCAAAAGCCAGCUAAUUCAAGUUACACAGUGGUUGCUGGGAAGCUUCCUGCAACAUUCCUGUCUCGAAAUUCUUGCCUCCGAGGAGUCUCUAGAAAUAGACUAAAGCGCAGACGCAGCUCAACUGUAUUUUUAUUUUUUUAAAUAGACGAACCCAUGCCUCUGUAAAACUGCCUAUUUUUAGGAGCGCCUUCUAUUCUGUUUGACGCUUAAAAUGCAUGUCUGCACUUUUUUUGGGAAAAUGAUAAUAAUGUUGUCACUCCCUUUAGCCAGGUACGACUCAAAAGGAAAGGGGACUGGGAGGGAGAAGGAAUCAGAGGAUUCAGGAAAGAUCUGAGGAGAGGACAAAAUGCAAUGGUGUUGUUGUUUUGAGGCAGGGAUGGGUGGGUGGGUGUAUGUGUAUGUGGAGUGAAUGUUGCUCUUCCCCACCAGAACUUCAGGGAGCAGAUUAGGCUAAUACAUCUAGAAAAGCAGGAGUGAGCUCUUGGACAUGCUGUGAGACUACUUUAUAGAGGCCAAUUGCCCCUUUCCCUGCUCAGCUUACUCCAUCCCAUUCCCACAAAUCUUAACAGAGGAAGGACUGUAGCUCAGAGCACCUGCCUUGCAUGCAAAAUGUCGCUGGUUUAAUUCCUGGUGUUUUGAGUUGGCAGCAGAGGGUGCUGGGUGCUGUAAGUCUCCCUUUCCAAAUGUGCAAUCCUGUAUCUAUGGGGGUAGAAGAAAGUGCAAGAGAAAGAUUGCCAAACCAGUUCCUUCCUCGAGGUAAUGACUUUGGCUCCUUGUUAAGCAUAGCGAUUUAACAUAUCCAAAGAAGUUGCUCUGUGCCAUAGAGCAAAUCAUUAUCAUUAUUAAGGUUUAUAUACCACCCUUCAUCAAAAGAUCUCAGGGCAGUUCACAGAAUAAAAUACAAGAUAAAUCACAAGUAGCCACCUCUCACCUGGCUGGUAGAUGCAACCCAGAGUUCUGCGUGAGAGAGCUGGAAGCUGGAAGAGACAUGCCUUGCUCUGUGGACUUGGAGCUCCCCCUGGAAACCUAAAGAGGAGAGCAAGAUGGGAGUGUUGAUGUGAGACCCUCCAUCCUAUGCUCAGUUUGUAAAGGUAAAAGUAAAGGGACCCCUGACCAUUAGGUCCAGUCGCGGAUAACUCUGGGGUUGCGGCGCUCAUCUUGCUUUACUGGCCGAGGGAGCCGGCGUUGUCCACAGACAGCUUCCAGGUCAUGUGGCCAGCAUGACUAAGCCUCUUCUGGCGAACCAGAGCAGUGCAUGGAAACGCCGCUUACCUUCCCGCCGGAGCAGUACCUAUUUAUCUACUUGCACUGUGUGCUUCUGAACUGCUAGGUUGGCAGGAGCAGGGACCGAGCAACGGGAGCUCACCCUGUCGCGGGGAUUCGAACCACUGACCUUCCCAUCAGCAAGCCCUAGGCUCUGUGGUUUAACCCACAGCACCACCCAUGCCCCAUGCUCAGUUUGUAUAUAAGUAUAAAUAAAACCAUGUCUCCUAAAGACACCACAGUCUCCACUGAUCCUCAUUCCAAGGAAACUGAACCCUGGGUAAGUGCAGGCACCCCAGAAUGUCUUGUUGUUGCUUGGAUAUUGUGGUGGCAUGUAACAGCUGGCAUCUCCAAACAGGGCUGUGACCCUUGGAGAGUCACUGCCAAGUCACUGUAGGCACUGCCAACCUAAACAGACCAAUGAUCUGAUGGGAUAAGGCAGCUUCCUGGUUUAACAUGAGGGUUCUAGCCCUCAUGUUGCUGUUUCCAAUAAAUAAAUGGCCCCCAACCCAUUUUUACUAUCUAGCGCUUCAUAGCCAUUUUCUGGUGUUUAGCUGCUCGUUUUUAAAGAAAAACACAACAGCAGGUUGUAAGGACCAUUCUAAUGUGGUUUCCACACAUUUGCCCAUUCCUCCGGAACUGCCGUCCUUUGUUCAUGUGCAUUUUUUGGAGAAUCCAGACAAUAUCCUGAUUCUGGUGCUUUAUGAGUUGUCCUCCCAUAUUUUUCCCCCUAGACCUGGUUUUGGAAAUUGCAUGUUAUGAUAGAACACAACAAAAGCCGACUCAUUAAAGGGCAUUUUAUACCUAAUCAAAAAAACGCAGUACCGAGUAGAGCAAAAAACCAAACCAAUUCAACAAACAAUGAAUGCAAUUCAAGACCAAUUCAUAGCGAUUCAAAUAUCAGAAACAGGUGCUGAGCACCAGCUGUGUGCCAGCAGAACCCCCAGACUCUAAAGCUGUUGGAAAUGUUGUGCUGACUCCCAGUUCCUAGAACAGAUGGAGAAAUAUAUAUUUUUCCAGAGGGGCCAUUUAUCAGUGGUGCAUAGGGUCAUAAGCAAAAAUGGGUGGAGCAAGUGUACAUUUCACAUGUGUACAGCAGGGUAGCUUCUAUCAACACACUUCCCCCUCUCUCUCCCUCAUCUAGGCAAACAAGGAGCGUUGUCAGAGCUCAAGGACACAUUCCAGCCAGGCAUAAACACUCACCGAGGGUGCAAAGCAGAGCUAGUGGGGUGCAUGGGUUGGGGGAGAAGGGGCGCGGUCUGAGGAAAGUCUCUUGGGUUACUGCCUUACAGGGUUGUUGUGGAGAUUAAUUGUGGAGGGAUAAAACCACGUGCACCACUCCGAGCUCCUCGGAGGAAAUGCUGGAAUGUAAACGCAAUUAAUAAAAUAACAAUAAAUAGGGGAGAAGUUGGGAGGGCUGCAUUUGGCCCCUGACCCCAAGAGUUCCCAUCUCAAACCGCUGCUCAGUUCAGAUUUUCCAGAUUCUGUUUUGUCUGGUCAUUGGACGUGUAAUUCUAGAGGCCUGCCUGAGUUACAUGCACACACAAAUGUUUAUACAGUAUCAGCUAUAUGCCAAGUUAAUCGCCAUGGCUUCUCCCAAAGGAUUCUGGGAAUUGUUGAAUUGGAGGGGAAGUUUCCCCUAACCCCAUUACUACCACUGUGGGCCCCACAAUAUCCUUGGACUGAGGAGACCUCUGUUAAAUCCUUGAAGUGUAGUCAGUCCCUAGGUAAGAGUUUCAAGGGAGCGCGCACAAGGUAAUGCGGAGAAAGGGCGGGGUUCAGAGUCCUCACCCGAACACCCAUUUUAAUCUGAAACUGAACCCAGAACCAGGCAGUCACACAAUGCAACAAAUGUGGCUGCCCUCUCGCUUCCAGCUGUGUGUUUGUUCAGAUUGUUCAGCGUACAGUGCUACCUCGGGUUACAUACGCUUCAGGUUACAUACGCUUCAGGUUACAGACUCUGCUAACCCAGAAAUAGUACCUCAGGUUAAGAACUUUGCUUCAGGAUGAGAACAGAAAUCGUGCUCCAGCAGCGCGGCAGCAGCAGGAGGCCCCAUUAGCUAAAGUGGUGCUUCAGGUUAAGAACAGUUUCAGGUUAAGAACAGACCUCUGGAACGAAUUAAGUACUUAACACGAGUUACCACUGUAUUCACCUUUUUAGGCAAAAGGCCCACACAAGGUGGCUUACGAUACAGUAAUGUAAAAUGAUACAACAAAACAAAAUGCAGCAACAAUUGAUCCAGUUGCCAGCUGCAGCUGCUUGUUGUGACAGCCCGCCAUGUGCCUGCCAUCGCCACGUCCUGCACUGUACGCUCUCUGCUGUACACAAGCUCAGUGCCCUGGGAUGGUCAGGAAACACUGCUCUUCCCCCAUCCUUCCCAUUCUGUUGGCGCCAGGUGGCUGGCCAUAAAUAUAUUCUGCACACUCAGGGCAUUGCAUGAAACUUGCUUCAUUGCAGGCACCUUGAGGGCCAGGUCUAAAUUUGGCCAGGCACCGGGGUGGGAGGCAGGGGAGCUGAGAUCAGGAUGCUGUGGAAUGAACUGAAGGCAAUGUGUGAUCCCAUAUGCUCCAAUUGGACCUGUUUAGUCAUAUUUCACACACAGAGAGGAACAUACCCACUUCUUCUCCAAAAACAAGGAACUCUCAGCCAGUCACCUGCUUCCCCGAAUAGCUGGAUGUAUUUAUUUUUUACCAUGAUUUAGAAACCAAUCACCCAGGAUGUGCAAGUCUCAUAGCGGUGUCGGUUUAACACCCACCUGCCAAGUAUAAAUGCCGUGUACAGUAUCUUUAUUUGAAUGAUCGCAUGCCCUCCAACAUUUCUAUGAUGAAAAUAGAGAUGUCCUAUUCCAUCAUCAUCAUCAUUACCAUCAUUUUAUGAUUUAUACCCUGCCCAUGUGACUGGGUUGCCCCAGCCACUCUGAAGCACUAUUUCUGGGUUAGCAGAGUCUGUAACCUGAAGCAUAUUUAACCUGAAGCAUAUGUAACCCGAGGUACCACUGUACAGGGCUUCCUUCAGAUGUCUUCUAAUGUUUGUAUAGUUACUCAUUUCGCUGGCUCAUACCUUCCAACAUUUAUCUGAAGAAAAUAGGAACAUCCUAAGGAAAAGUGGGGCAUGCCAGGAUCAACUGGGAUGGCUUCUGUAAAUCCAGCACUGUCCCUAGAAAAUAGGGACACUUGGAGGGUCUGAUAUCUAGAUGUAUUUAUUUUUUUACCUAGGGCUGCCAUAUGUCCAGGUUUUCCCAGACAUGUGCAGAAAUUGUGCAGGAAAAUGGCGUCCGGGUGGAUUUUCAGCAAAUUGGCAAAAUGUCUGAAAAACCCAGACACAUGAAAGGGGGGUGUUUAUAUAUAUAUAUAUAUAUAUAUAUAUAUAUAAUCAUUUGAAAAAUAAAAAAGGCCAAAAAUAAAAAAGCUCAACAACUUUGUCCAGAUUUUCACUUUGAGGAAUAUGGCAACCCUUUAGAAACAAAGCACUCCAACACCCAAGCUGUGCUGGUCUCAUGGCAGUGUCGGUUUAGUGCCCACCUGCAAAGUCUAAAUGGAGUGUUUCAGUAUCUUCACCAGGAAAUAGCUAGAUACUCCUUCUAGAAGGGGGAGAUAUUCUGGAUAAGGGGCAUUCCUUCCUGCAUCUCCACCCCAUGCUAAGUAAGCAAGGAGUCUGUAUGUAAAGGACAAUAGAUUGGCAGCUUUAGCGAAGCUGGAAAAGGACAUCAUUAAGAAGACCCAUUUGGUCCAGCAUCUCAUCCUCACAAUGGCCAACCAGAUUCCCCCAGGGAAGUCCACAAGAAUGGCCUGUGUGCAACAGUGUUCUUCUUGCAUUGGAGAUCCCCAGAAACUGAUAGGCAGAGGCUGAGUCGCUCUUUAGUUGAAUAUAACCCUCAGUAAUUACGGUGUGCGUGUUUUAUUUAUUUGUUUAAGGCAUGGGUAGACAAACUAAGGCCCAGGGGCUGGAUCCGGCCCAGUCAGAUGGUCCGGGAAUCAGCAUAUUUUUACAUGAGUAGAAUGUGUCCUUUAAUUUAAAAUGCAUCUCUGGGUUAUUUGUGGGGCAUAGGAAUUUGUUCAUUUCCCCCCCAAAAAAUAUAGUCUGGCCCCCCACAAGGUCUGAGGGACAGUGGACCAGCCCUCUGCUGAAAAAGUUUGCUGACCCCUGGUUUAAGGCAUCUUUAUGCUGCUUAAUCAUUAGCAUUUCAAUGCAAUCAUCAUAAAAACAGAGAUGAGAUGUGUAUGGGUUUUCGGUGACUCAGUUGACCAUUGCCAUUGUGUUUCCUGCAGACAUUCACAGCCUGGUGUAACUCUCACUUGAGGAAGGCAGGAACGCAGAUCGAGAACAUUGAGGAAGAUUUCCGGAAUGGCCUGAAGCUCAUGCUUCUGCUGGAGGUGAUUUCAGGUAUUAAAAAAAAAAAAGCUUGGCAAGGGUGAUGAUCUGUGGAGCUGCCCAGGGGCAAGAAAUGUGGAGCAGGGAGGUUGAGGCAAAAUUUGCAAGUCACUGACACAAUAAAACUUUUACAAUAUGUUCAGCUUCUGCCCUAAGACUCCAAAUCACCAAGAGGCAGGAUCUGCUACAUUUAAUUGGAGUUAGCAGUUGGUCUGUUGCAACCUCCCUUGUGAUGUUUCAUUUUGAAAUCUUUAAGAUAAUAUAUUAGUUUCCUGUUGAUGGUGUUGCUUUGAACAAAUACUUUAUAUUUGACUCUCCCUCAUCCUCCAUCUUCCCUCCUCUUCCUCUUCUCCCCAAAGGUGAAAGGUUGCCAAAGCCAGAUAAAGGGAAGAUGCGCUUCCACAAGAUCGCCAAUGUCAACAAGGCACUAGACUUCAUUGCCAGCAAGGGGGUCAAGCUGGUAUCUAUUGGUGCUGAGGGUGAGUGUUUUGUUUGGGAACUCAUUCCAGAGGGCUGGAGAUGUAACACUAAAAGCCUGGUUUGUAGUGCAUGCUAAGCACAUCUCUGGGGCAUGUGGUGCUCUCAGAGCCAGGAGUAGCCAGCAUGGUGCUAUCCAGAUGUUGUUUUCCAACUCCCAUCAUCCCCAGCCAGCACGGCCAAUGAUCAUGGAUGCUGAAGAACAGGUGUACAUGGGGAUGAGGUCGUUUCUUAGGUUAAGCUGUUGAGGGCUUUAAAUGCUAAAAGCAAAAGCUUAAACUGCAUAUUGGCAACCAGUACAGCCCUCUGAGCAGAUGGAUGUCCCACUCAACAGCACUACCUUUAUAGGUAAAUUGCAAGGUCCCCUUCAAAGAUCUGUACUGGAACUGGUACGAUUUAGCUUAUUCAUAAACAAUCUGGAGUCAGGGUGAGCAGCGAAAUGGGUAAAAGAGUGGAUAGUACCAAAUUAUUCAGCCUGGCAAAACUCAAAAAGUGGUACAUAAAUAAGCCCAAUAAUGACUGAAUCCAGACUUGCUUGCCAGAUGUUUUGGACAGACAUCCUUCCCCAGGUUCUGUCUCCCACAGAAGGAGAUUUUAUCUCCAAACAUGUUUGGAAUCCCUUUGGUGAAAAUCCAUGUCUCAUUUGUGUGGUUUUGUUGAGACAACUGAAACGAUGCAGGUCUGACCCCAAACACUGUGGUUCUCUAAGCUCCCUCCAUCCCCUCCUGCUUUUCCAGAAAUCGUGGAUGGGAACCUGAAGAUGACUCUGGGCAUGAUCUGGACAAUCAUCCUUCGAUUUGCCAUCCAGGACAUCUCGGUGGAAGGUGAACACAAGGGCACACAAGCCCCUCGCAGCAUCCUGGUCUGAUUUUUUAAGGGAAGAGCUGUUGGCUCGCUUGCUUUGCAUACAGAACAUCCUGGGUUCAGUCCCCAGUGGCAUCUGCCAGUCAGUGUAGGCAAUACUAAGCCAGACAGACCAAGGGUCUAACUCAGUACAAUGCAGCUUCUCCUAGGACCCAAGUGGAAAAGGGAACAGGACCAGCUUAAAGUCCCAAAGAUAAGAUGCCCUCGUCCUUUUUGCCAUGGUCCUCACUGCCCUUUCCCUUGUCCUCUUCUUUCUGACCGCAAUAUGCACUGCUGCAAAGGAGCAGGCAGGGAAGGUAGAGGCAGCGGCUGCUUCAUCUCUCACUCUGGCCUCUGCUCAGAAAAGGGAGCAACGCCCAGGCAGAUCAGCAACCAGGCCAGAAUGGGGAGCCUCCUGUUCUGGUGUGCCGACCCCCAGACAGCUGAUCAACAAUGACAGUCUCUGGGGCUGGUCUCCCUGCCCCCCUCAAUUGCAGAAGGCCCCAAGCUCCCAGCACCACCAGUUAAAUCCGCCAUGUGUCAGGUGAUGGGAAAGGGUGUUCUUUGCUGGGAAUCCUGAAAAGCCACUGGCAAUGGGAAUGGGCCGUCCUGCAAUAGGUGGGCAGGCUGGCAUGGCUUAGUGGUGCUGGAGCAAGUGCAUUGCAGGAAGGUGUAAUGAUGGGAAAGUAGAAGAAGAGUUUGGAUUUGAUAUCCCGCUUUAUCACUACCCUAAGGAGUCUCAAAGCGGCUAACAAUCUCCUUUCCCUUCCUCCCCCACAACAAACACUCUGUGAGGUGAGUGGGGCUGAGAGACUUCAGAGAAGUGUGACUGGCCCAAGGUCACGCAGCAGCUCCAUGGGGAGGAGCGGGGAAGCGAACUCGGUUCACCAGAUUAUGAGUCCACCACUCUUAACCACUAUACCACGCUGGCUGAGACUUUGGAGAGCUGCUGUCAGUCGAGAAUAGAAAAUGCCAUUUACUCUGAGCGGACAAGAGUAGGCAAGAGCCAGUGUCCCUGCCAGGCAUCAAAGGAACUCCUGGGUCUUAGCCAGCAUAGAGGGUCCACUGCCUGAGCCUUCCUUCCUUUCUUUCUUUCCAGAAACCUCAGCCAAGGAGGGGCUGCUGCUGUGGUGCCAGAGGAAGACUGCUCCCUACCGGAAUGUCAACGUGCAAAACUUCCACAUCAGGUAUGAGGAAGGGGAGGGGGAUCACACACAAUUUGGGGUCAGCUGCAUUCAUUGUUUGCUACACGCUUACAAGUGCACAGGCUGUGUAUAGCGAAAGAAGGUUUGGAACGACAAGAUUUCUACGCAGCCAGGAGACAAGAAGAGGAGGAGGAAUAAGAAGAAUAGAAUCAUAGGAUUGUAGAGUUGGAAGGUACACCAGGGGUCAUCUAGUCCAACCCCCUGCGAUGCGAGGAUCUCAGCCAAAGCAUCAGUGGCAGAUGCUUUUAUUUGACAAAUAAAAUGAUGACAAAUGAUUUUUGUUAGUUUGUUGAAUUGGAUUUAUUGCCCACCCUUCCCAGGGUGGCUUACAGCAAUAAAAAGCAUAACUAUGAAACAAAUACAAUAGUUACAAUGGCAGAACAAGAAAAAGUGUAAAAUAGUUCAAAUGAAAAGCAAUUCUGUAUAUAAACAAAUCCCAAUAUUUUAAAAAUCCUUCCAUAUAUAAAAACAGAGCUAAGGCAGCAGAGCCAUGGGACUCUUAAUCUCAGGGCUGAGGGUUCAAACCCCACGUUGGGCAAAAAGAUUCCUGCAUUGCAGGGGUUGGACUAGAUGACCCUUAUGGUCCCUUCCAGCUCUACAAUUCUAUGAUUCUAUGGCACUUGCCUGAUAGGUUAAUGGGAGGGGGUGUUGCAGGGAUUAAAUGAGGAGGCGGACCAUCUGCACUACCCUGAGCUCCUCAGAUGAAAAAGGCAGGAUAAAAAUGCAAUAAAAUUAAUAAAUAAACUUUCUGUUUGCCAAAGACAGAAUUCCCUAAAGGAAAACGGGGUGGAUUGGGGUGGGGGGCAGUCAGGGCUUUGUCCCUGGUUCCGUUCAGUGUGAGGAGCCUCCCCCAGUUCCCAGUUCUGCCUGCUUUGAGGCAAAAGAGCUUUUGCAGAACCCCAACUCUGCAAUAGGGACAUUUAAACAUAAAUAAAUACCACACCUACCAGCUGGAUUCAGCAUUUGUUUGCCUGACUGUUGGCUUGAAACUGAUGCAGCGCAGCUCCCUGGCAUGGAGGAACAACACCAGAGCUGGGUGCCAAAAGGGACUUGGCUCCUAGGCUAAUUUCCUGCAACCAGCCUCCUCUGCCCAGAGGGCAACAGGGCCAAUGUUCCUGCAGGAAGAAGGAAGCCAGUUCUGGCCAGGGGACACCCUUGCUCAGCCCGAGGGCCACAUUCCUUUCAGGGCAACCUUCUGAGGGCGAUGUAGGGCAGACCCAGAGGCAAAUGUGGCUGGAGCAUUGGAUGAAUAUUAUUAUUAUUAUUAUUAAAAUUUCUAUGCCGCCUUUCAUCUGAGGGCGGUUUACAAUAUAUAUUUUAAAAAAUGCAUAACAUAAUGACAAAGAAAAACAGUGUCCUCUUCCUACAGCUUAAAAAAGACCAUUGAUUGUUUAAUUAGCCAAAGGCAUAGGAGAAGAAGAAAGUUUUUGCCUGGUGCCUAAAGAUAUGUAGGGACACAUUUCAGCCAGGCAAAAGCAUCCCAGGAAGGCACAAAGCAGGCCUGUUGAGGGACGUGGUUUGGGGAGAGUUCCCAGGGCCGUAUAGAGAGGCCUGGAGGGCCGCAUCCAUUCCCUGAGUCUGAGGUUCCACUCCUCUCUAUGGACUAGAUUUGCUCCUUCCGCAAUGUCUGCUUCUGUUCCUCCCUUUUCCUCUUCAUUUGCACCCUGUGCCUUUCCAUGCCUGGAUGGGGCAGCCGCCAUUUCUCUGACAAAGGAUGUUGGACCAAAGCUGGAGGCCACCCAGACCCAGCUGAAGAGACCCAGGACUCACUCAUUCACUCUUUCCCUCUUCUCUCUCCAUGCCCAUGUGCUGCCCACCAGCUGGAAGGAUGGCCUGGCACUCUGCGCCCUGAUCCACAGGCACCGUCCUGACCUCAUUGACUACGCCAAGCUCAGAAAGGUGCUGUCUUCCUCUUGCGUCUUCCUGGCCACGCCCAUUCCUUUCAGGCUCUCUGCUUGCAAUCUCUGCGGUGUCUGCUGGCAUCUUUGUCCUUGAGUCAACCUGUGAUUUCCAGUACCCGCCCCCCUGCCCCGCCAAUCACCCAGCUAGAGCAAAUAGGGCUCUCCUUGUGGCGCUCAUUGCCAGCAAUCCGACCCCUGUGUGUCUGGGCCCAAAGACCCACUGCUUCGUCCCUGUCCACCAUUAUGAUGGGCAUUUUGCUAAGGGUGUAGCUCAGUGGCUGAGAGUCUGCUUUGCAUGCAGAAGAUUGUAGGUUCAGUUCUUGGUGUCACCAGUUUAACAGAUGAGGUAGAAACGGGGAAGACCCUUCUCUGCUCAAGACCCUGGAGAGCUAUCAGAGGAGAUGGAGACUGGUCUUGAUAGAUAGAGUCUCAGCAGCACAAAGCAGCUUUUCAUACCUGUAGCAAGUUCAGCAUGAGCAGCAAUAAGUAGUGUCUCAGUUAGGAGCUGUCCAUCUUCUGACUCAUCCUCACCUGUAACCCUGCCAGCUACUCCCUGCCAUGGUGUAGCGAUUCGUUCUGAGCAACUGUGUCUGUCUGUCCACAGGAUGACCCCAUUGGGAAUCUCAACACAGCCUUUGAGGUGGCUGAGAAGUAUCUGGAUAUCCCUAAGAUGCUGGAUGCAGAAGGUGAGGAGCCAGGCACCGUGCGUGUGUUUGUGUUUGAGUGAGAGAGUUGGAAGGGACCCUGAGGAUCCUCUAGUCCACAGUUUCAAAACCCUGGGUCGGCAGCUGUUUUUGGACUACAACUCCCAUCAUCCUUAGCUAGCAGGACCAAUGGUCGGAGAUUAUGGGAACUGUGGUCCAAAAGCAGCUGGGUACCCAAGUCUGGGAAACCCUGCUCUAAUCCAACCCCCUGCAAUGCAGGAAUAUGCAGGAAUAUGUCCCAUAUGGGAAUCAAACCUGAAACCUUGGUGUUAUCAGCAGCAUGCUCUAACCAACAGAGAGAGAGAGGUUUAGGGAUGAAGGGUGAUGAAAUGGGUCUGAAGUGGGAUAAGCACCUGUCUUUUGUAAGGGAGGCAAAUGAGCCUCCCAAAGGGCCCAAGAGCAAAUUAAGACAUCUUCCCCAGACCCAUCUGCUAUGCCAAACCCACCGCUGGUUUCUGCUGGACCUGCUUGCAAGCCACAGGCCAGGUAGCCUUCUUCUGAAGUGCCUGCUCUAUUUUUAAAAAUUUUUGGUAAAGUUUUUUUUAUUUUAUCAUAUAUAUAAAACAGAGAGAGUAGUUAUAGCAGCAGAUGAAAAUUAUAAGUUGAGAAACAAGACCAUAAAAUAAGCACAUAAAAUAAGUGCUGUUACACAUGGGUUAAGUAACCAAGCCCGAGUCGUGAUAGAAAAAAGUGAAAAUUAAAGUUGUAUUCUUGUAAAGUGCUGUUUUAUAUUAGUGCCAUUUGAUUGCCAAGUAUUGUCCCAGAUUUGUCAGGCUUUUGAUAAGGGUUGUCAUUAAAAUGAUGCCAAAUCAUAUAAAAAGCAUCUGACACUGAGCAUAGAAUCACAGAAUUGUAGAGUUGGAAGGGACCACAAGAGUCAUCUAGUCCAACCCUCUGCAAUGCAGGGAUCUUUCUCCCAGCUUGGGGCUCGAACCUACAACCCUGAGCUUAAGUCUCAGCUCUACCAACUGAGCUCUCUUGCCCUUGUCGAAAUAUCAAAUUAAGAGUGAUUUUUCUCCAUUGUAGCUGUAUUCCAGAGCGAGUAGUAUCUAGCGUUCAGUGUAAGAUUUUGGGCUGUUUUCCUUUGAAUUGUAAUUACCAUUUUGAACUGCCAGGGUUGUAUUUAAGACCAAUUCUCUUGGCAAUGUUUCCCCAUUUGCGCCAUCAAUAUAAUUCAGCAGCAUUAGCGAGUAGCCCUCUCUACUGAGCGCCUCGCUGCUCUCCUCCUUCAGCUUUUGUCUUCUUCCCACAGAUAUUGUCAACACCCCCAAACCGGACGAGAAAGCCAUCAUGACCUACGUCUCCUGCUUCUACCACGCCUUUGCAGGGGCAGAGCAGGUAAGCAAAAAGAAGCGGUAGCAGCAUUUCCCCUGGGUCUACAUAUCUGCAGCAGAGAACUAUGCUAGCCCAGUUCCUUCUUCCUUUUAGAAUCAUUGAAUUGGGGGUCUUCUAUGACAACCCAUUGCUCAGUGCAGAAUGCAUCUAAAGCAUCCCUAACAGGCCGCCAUCAAGACACAGCAUAACUGCCUCCAGCAAAGGAGAGCUCACCCUCUCUCAAGGCAGCCUGCAUUAGUGGUUGGACAGCUAUUACUCUUAGGAAAUUUAUAUCGAAGUUUGCUUGAAAUCUACUUCGCUGAAUUUUUUACCCAUUGGUUCCAGUCUUGCCUUCUGGAGCCAAAGAUGAUGGUAUUGAUGGAUUUAAUGGUGGUGGUAGCAGUUUGAGCUACAGACCACAAACAUGAGACAAAAUAUUUGAUUAUCAAGACAGCUUGGGGAAAGGUUAGGGCUCUAUGAAAGAGCAUCUGCUUGGCAUGCAGAAGGUCCUGAGUUUAAUCCCCGGCAUCUCCAUGUGUGGCUGGGAGAGUCUCCUGCCUGAAAACUUAGAGAGCUGCUGCCAGUCAGUGUAGGUAAUACUGAGCUAGGUGAACACAGUAUAAGGCAUCUUCCUGUGUUCUAGCCACAACAUAUUUAUAUACAUGCACAACAGACCGUGCCUUUUAAAAUAAGACUAUAGCAAAAUCCACAAUCAAAAAUAGUUUUAAAAUAGCAGAUAAAAACAAUACAGCCAAUUAUAGAGUCCGAAUUAAAUAAUUUCAAUGGGACGUCCCAUGUCCUGGAUUUCAAGAGCUAAUGUCCAUCAUUUAUUUUCUGCUUUCUUCUUUAUUACUUCCAAGUUUUCCAAUCCUGUUAUUGACCAUCCUCCCCUCUCAGUCAGUCAGUCGCUGGUAUAACUCUCUAUCUUCUUUUGUUUAACAAUUCUAUAUUUCUAUAAUCACAUAGGAGGCAAAUUUUCACACCAUGGGAAGUUUUUAAAGCUCUGAAUGCCCUGGCAUGUCUUUCACUUGAUGCCCACCAACUCCCAGUCUAAUCUAGAUGAUCUCUUUAUGCUUCCUCCCUGCCCACAGCUCUUUGGUGUUGUUAUUUACUAUUCCCAUUUCUAACCAGCAAGUGCAUUUCUCUUCCAGGCUGAGACGGCAGCCAACAGGAUCUGCAAGGUGCUUGCUGUCAAUCAAGAGAAUGAAAAACUGAUGCAGGAGUAUGAAAAGCUGGCCAGUGAGGUAUCUUGAAACUACCCGUGCGGAAGUCCCCAAAAGCAAUGCCCCUUUGACAUCUCCAGGCCAAUACCUUCCUACCAAGAAACAGAGCACUGAACUCAGAAGCAGAAUUCCUGGGUUCGGCUCACAGGGUCCAACCUGUCCCAGCAUUUAAUGCUUGUUUGCUUACUUCCCUUGAAGCUUUCGUGGGUCGGUGGGAGGGGAAUCACAGAUCCACACUUGCAGUGCUGUUGCAUCCAAGUUGGGUCAUGGCAGCAGCCCAAAGGUAUGAUAAAAGAUUAAGACAUGGGCCCCCAAAAUGGUUGUUUGGGCUAAAGGUGGGCUUCUAGGUCUCAAGAGAUUGGCAGCAUACAGGACAGCAUGUCUCGAUUCCGCAGCCCCAAACAGCCAACUAAAGCCACCUUCUGUUUCUUCCCGGUCAGCUCCUGGAAUGGAUCCGGCGCACCAUCCCAUGGCUGGAGAACCGUGUGCCAGAGAAGAGCAUGAGCGCCAUGCAGCGCAAGCUGGAGGACUUCCGGGACUACCGGCGCGUGCACAAGCCCCCCCGCGUGCAGGAGAAAUGCCAGCUGGAGAUCAACUUCAACACUUUGCAGACAAAACUGCGCCUCAGCAACCGCCCGGCCUUCAUGCCCUCCGAGGGGAAGAUGGUCUCUGUAAGUCACAGGGCCGCAGGUGGGCAUAGGGCAGGUGGGGUGUGAGAAACAAAGCUCCACAGAAGAUGGCUGAAAUAAAACCAUCCUUGCUUGCCAGUCUAAAAAAGCAAAAGCAGUGACAGGGCCAGUCUUCCCUUGGGAGGCUGUUCCAAGUGAUAGCUAGUCAGUUGGAUCUUAAUUAAGCUUUGGGGUCCCAAUGGAGACAGUAAACUGUGUCCAAGGGAGUGGAAAGUGGUAUGAGGUGAGGGGGUCAUUCCACUGAUUCCCAACAAAGCAGGCAAAAACUUGGCUCACGAGGGAAGGGGAAGUUAAGAAUCAGGCCCAUGGGCCAGAUCCGCUUCCCUACCCCGCUCAGCACAAACAGGUAUUGUAAGGUUUUGAAACGUUUCUGUUUAACAGAGGCUAAAAAUUGGGGUGAGUGCACAAGCUCCUGGUCCCCAACCAGGUGUAUACAAUGCCGUCCAUUGAGCCAGGGGGUGUCAAGAGUGGGCACAGAUGUGCCUGUAGGCUAUGAGCCCAAGUGGCAGGAAGGAUCUCUUUCCCAGGUUUCUGCCUGGGCACCAGCUCCUGGUGGGCACAGCUGCAGGCCCUGCCACUUUGAGGGGAGAUUCGAAUAACUGUAGAGUUGGAAGGGACCGUGAGGGUUCAUCCAGCCCAACCUCCUGCAAUGUGGGGCUCAAACCCACGAUCCUGAGAUUUAAGGAGCCUCAUGCUCUACCGACUGAGCUAGGCUGAAGCUGCCCUGUGUUUGCCUGCAGGAUAUUGCAAAUGCCUGGAAGGGGCUGGAGCAGGUUGAGAAAGGCUAUGAGGAAUGGCUGCUGACCGAGAUCAGGCGCCUGGAGCGCCUGGACCACCUGGCUGAGAAAUUUAAGCAGAAAGCCACCCUGCACGAGACCUGGACCAGAGGUAACCUGCCCGCAAUUGAGCCCCUCCCUCUAUUCCAGGGGCAGGAAACUGCUUUUAUAUCAAGGGUUCCGUUCCCUUGGGGAAAACUACAUGCCAGGGGUGGGUGGGGCCAAAAGUAGGCGGGGCCAGAGCUAGCAGUGGGCCCCCCAUUUUCUUUCUGCCUCCCAAUUCACUAUCCUCCCCCCCUUACAUUCUCUUUCACAUGUUUUUUAAGCCUAAUUAUGGGUAGAUUUUCAGGACAGUAGUGUUGAAGUAAGGGUAGCGAAAACACAGCUAAGAAACUUGAAUCGUAUAUAUGACUGACAGCCUUCUUUGGAAAUUAAACCAAUGUCCAGACUUUAACAUUCAAAAGCUUCCAUUGCAGAAAACUAUACAGAUAAAUUAAAACAUAAUGUUUUCAGUUAGGCCACACCUUGCCGCUCCUAUGAGAGAUUUCAACUUUUUGCCUUCUCCUGCAGCUUUGCUCCCUUUUCUUUCAAGCAGAGAAGAAGCGCUCCAACCCUCUAUUCAACUUAGCAGUGUUCACAGUGAAUUCUAAAACACAGUCAUCUCGCUUCACGUAAAACAGAGCCUCUCCUUCACUAAAUACCUCCCAUGUGAUCAGUGUUAGCCAAACACAUGAGAAAUACUAGAGCGCUCUAGAAUCCAGUUACCAACCAAUCAAAUUUAAACACAUGGUAAUGCAUAAAAGUAUUUACAAUUCCAUUGAAUUAAAUUGCGGUACUUAAUAAGUAGUGGCAGGAUUCACCUACCUCUUCCCAAAAGUUAGUGAAAGGUUCUCUUUCACUUCUUUUGGGGGGGACAGGGGGUCUGUGGGGGAGGGUUGGGGCCUAAGAGGAGAGGUCACAGGACAGAUCCAAAGACGGAGAUCCCCUCUCCUCCUGUGUCCAUCCCACUCUUCAUAUUCCACUCUUCAUUGCUCUGCUCCCAGCCCAGCUUCUCACCCCAGCUCUGCUUCCUCCCACCGCAGGGAAGGAGGAGAUGCUCUCACAGAAGGACUACGAAUCGGCAUCUCUGUAUGAGAUCAGAGCCCUGAUGCGCAAGCACGAGGCCUUUGAAAGCGACUUGGCCGCCCACCAGGACCGUGUGGAGCAGAUCGCAGCCAUCGCGCAGGAACUCAAGUGGGUGCCGAGGAGAGAGAACAUUGCCCUUUCUCCCUUGAGAUGAAAGUUGGGUGCUAGUUGAGGGGUCCUGGCUGCUCCCACUUCAACCCUUGGCCACCACUCCCAACCUCUCACUUCCUGAAGGCUGGAGGUUCAUGGCUCAGUUCUUAUGUGGGACUGGGGUAGCAAUACAUCUAUUGCAUGUCUGUCAGAAUCCCAGGGGUGUCUGAUUUCAUUGGGGUGGAAGGGAAAGGAGAGGAAAACUCCAAAUCUUGACUCACCUAAGAAAAGCCCAUCUGUCCCAGCAUCUGGUUCUCACAGAGGCCAAUCAGAUGUCUCUUUGAGGAAGCCUGCAUGAGCACAGCAGAAGCUCUCUCCACUUCUUGUACCCAGGACUAUUUUUCUAGAAAAAGAGGUGCUGGAACUCAACAUGAACACCUCCCUUGUUCUCUUAUAAUGGCAAUGUUGUCCACCUUAGAGGUACCAGAACUGAGUUCUGGAGAAUUGCAGCUGACAAAAAGUCCUGGUUAUACCCAGCAACCAAAUGCACUGGGUUCCACCCAACUUUGGGGGACCCUGGCAAGCAUGUGUGACGUCAUACAGUGGGAGGAGACCUAUUGCAGCUGCAGGUAAACCUGGUAGGGCCUGUCGUAGCUGUGGGAAGGCCCAGCGGAGCACACUGCAAAUCACAGAAUAUUGUGGGAGCCCAGCCCCCUCCUUGAAAAUGGGGGGGGGCCCCUCAGCCCCCUGACCCAGAUGACACCCCUGCCAGCAACUAGUAUUUGAAAGGCCAUCAACAAAAACUCCUGUGAUUGUGAGGAUCUGUUAAGAAAGGUUGACUCUUUGUGGAGUUUUAACUUCAGCAGGGGUCUCCUCUUUUCAACUUCUCAUACCAAUCCUUUUUUGGUGAAUUUUGGGAAGAGCUGCAAGAAUUUAAAAAGAGAGUCUUUGGAGGGCCUCCACAAGUCCCUCAUCCUUCUCUUAAAGGACUGCUGAGAUUCUCAGAUUGCAAAAUGCUUGUCUUGCCAGCCCAACAAAUGUGUAUGCCUUCUUGACCUUUUUAAAUUUCACUAUUGUGCUCCAUUGAAAGACAACCUUGGAGUUAGCAAUAAUGGGUUCUGCGCUUAAAGUGGUCACAUAGUUUUCCUGUUGCAUGGCCUUUGGGUGGCUGAUUUCCCAUUUGUCACGGUCCCUUGGCUGGGGUGAAGUCAGUCUCCUCUUGCGGGUGGGUGAUGGGAAAGGAAAGGUGUCCAUUCUGAUACUCUCCUGCGGGUGGGGAAGCCCGUAGCCUCAGCUAUGCACCCCUAAUCCUUGUGGCCCAUCACUACAGUGAGCUGGACUACCACGACGCAGCCUCUGUGAACUCCCGCUGCCAGGCCAUCUGUGACCAGUGGGACACCCUGGGGACACUCACUCAGAAGAGGAGAGAUGCCCUGGAGGUGAGGAAAGGGGCACUGGCAGGAUUUGGUCCCUUCUUCUUCGGUAUGAGGGAGGUGACUUUAUUCUCUGAUCCUCACCUUCUUUCCUCUCCUUGCCACCCAGCGUGUGGAGAAGCUGCUGGAGACCAUUGACCAGCUGUACCUGGAGUUCGCCAAGAGAGCUGCCCCCUUCAACAACUGGAUGGAUGGGGCCAUCGAGGACCUUCAGGACAUGUUCAUUGUGCACAGCAUUGAAGAGAUCCAGGUGAGGCGCAUCAGCAGGGCCAAAUGCUUCUUGAGAACUCCAAGCAAUUACAUUGGGCCUGAAAUUAGAGCUGGAGAAGGUACAGUACAGGUCAACAAGGGGUGUUGGAAGCAACUUCAUGUUGGUAAAAAAAAGGCUUCUUAGCUAUGAUAGAGGAGGAACAUGAUACAGGUUUAUAACAGUAUCAUGCAGAGAGUGAGAGCUAUCCAACAUGGAUGACUUUAAAAGAGGAUUAGACAAAUUAAUGGAGGAGAAAGUUAUUGAUGGAUGGCUGUGUUCUACCGGCACCGAAUACUUGUUGUUGGGAAUCACAGUUGAGCAGGGUGCCAAUGCACGUGUGUCCAGAUCACAAGUUUUCUGGAGGCACCUGGUUGGCCACUGGGGCAACAGGAUGCUGGACCAGGUGGGCUGUGAGCCUGAUCCAGGAAGCUUGCCUCAUGUUCUUACGAAGAGCAAUAGAUUUAGGCAAAGCAAAAGGAAGUAGAGAGCUCAUUUCCUUCUGCCUGCCGUACUCACCUGGACAGCAGCUAACUUUCACCCCUUCCUCCUGGGGCAGAGCCUGAUUACAGCCCACGAGCAGUUCAAAGCCACCCUGCCUGAGGCUGACAAGGAGCGCAUGGCCAUCCUGGGCAUCCAGAACGAGAUCCAGAAGAUUGCGCAGACCUACGGCAUCAAGCUGUCAGGCUUGAACCCUUACACCAACCUCUCGCAUCUUGACAUCGCCAACAAGUGGGACAGGGUGAGAGCAUCCUUUUAACAAACCAGCCCCACGGUGUGUCUGCGGGAGCUGUAUGAGAGUCUUGGGCAAAGGUAUUUGCUGGUUCGGGUCACCCCCAAGGUGCUGUGCUCCUCCAGACUCCUGGGGAUGCUGUCUUUGCUCCCUUGCUUGUGCUCCCCCUCUCAAAAGACACAGGAGAUAUCCAGAUGGGGUGUGUGGCUAUGGGGCACGAAAAAUAUAUACCUCCUCCAGGAUCAAAAGUAAUGCAACUCUGAAUACCAGUUGCUGGGGAAUGGUGGCAGGAGAGGGCUAUUCAUCUAUUCAUCCAUCCAUUUGUAUGCCGUCCAUCUGACUAGGUUGCCCCAGCCACUCUGGGCGGCUCCCAACAAAGAAUACAACAUCAAACACUAAAUACUUCCUGCUUGCCUGCUUCCCAUGGGGGCAUCUAGGAUGCUGGACUAGAUGGGGCCUUUUUAGUUUGCGGGUCUUACCUGGUGUUCUUAUGGGGGACCUGAGCAGACACCCUCCCCUCUGCCAGCACCAGAUUGUUUUCUAGAGAGGAAUGGAAAGUCCAUGCCAAAGCACAGACCCAUCCCCCGUUUGUUUAUAAAAUGAUUUACAAAAUGCCAACUCAUUAAAAAGAUAUGUUAAAAUAAUUAAAGAAAAAUAAAAUGAAGAACAAGUGCCCAACAGUGCAGAAAAUUAAUUCUCCAACAAAGCUUAGCAAGCAAUCCAUGUUUUCAGCAAGGGAUGACAUAUCAGAACUGUAGCUGCCUGUCUAGUUUCAGGAGGGUGUUUUCCAAAUCUCUGGGGCCUUGGCUGAUGCAGAAGCUAAACAAUGCUGCGGUCCUUCAUCCCUGAUUCAAUAAGUGACAAUAAGUCAAGAGCUCCUCUUUCCAGGAGUAGCUGAUUUAUUCAUUGAGCCUCUAAACCAGAUGUGGGGAACCUGUCAGGCCCUCCAGCUGUCAUUGGACUCCAACUCCUAUCAGCCAUAGUCAGCAUGGCCAGUGAUGAUGGGAACUGUAGUGCAACCACAUCUGGAGGGCUUUCAGGUCCCCUACCCUAAACAAAUGCCAAGAGGAACAUCUGGAGGUGUAAAAGACCUUGAGGUUCUCCAGCUGCCUUGAUGCAUGUGCUUUGGAAGUCCUGCUUUCAUCCUAGGCAGGAAAGGCUCCAAGUGAGGGGGCAAAGUACCUCCUAUCCUCCCAGGACUACACCCAACACCACACCAACCCACAUCUCCCUCCAGUAGGGUCUCUAAACCCCAAUUCUUAUGUGCAGAGUCUCUUUUAUCUUGCUCCUCCAGGUGAAGCAGCUAGUCCCGCACCGUGAUCAAACCCUGCAAGAAGAGCUGGCAAGGCAGCAAGCCAAUGAACGCCUCCGACGCCAGUUUGCCGCCCAGGCUAACAUCAUUGGACCCUGGAUCCAGACAAAGAUGGAGGUAAGGUCCUCUCCUGCCCCAUCUGCCAGGGCAAAAUGCCCUCAAGGACCUCAGCUGAGUGGUAGAGCUUUGCAUGAAGAAGCUUCUAAGUUCAGUCCCCAAUGGCAUCUACUGAUAGGACUGGGUGACACUCUGGCCCAAAAUCCUGGAGAACUGCUACUGAUCAGCAUACAAUGCACCAAAUAUUUGACUCCAUAUAUGGCAACUCCUUACCUACGCUCCUAUCUACCUAUAUCCCCUGGGAGAGAUUACUAGCUCUGUCUGGUGAGGGGGCUAUCUAGUGGGUUAGAAGCAGGAUGGGCAUUGGAGCAUCAGAGCAGGCUUGAGACUCCAGGAUGUUUGGACUGCUUCCCCAAGUCAGAAUCUUACUGCUAUUUCUUGACCCUUCCACCUUCCAACCCUCUGGACGCCACCCAUAGGAGGGAUCCAACAAAUGGCUUUGGACAGGGUGAAAUGGCCCUCUAGGCAACAGUUAUGGUUCCUCUCGUUACCCAAGAAGUGCUGACCAAAUGCAGCAGCUCUGUAAAGCUAAUGUAUAGUGAAUCUGUCUUUGCCAGUGACAAACGAUCACUUGUAGGGCAGAGAUAGCGAACCUGUGCUCCCCCCAGGUGCUUUUGUACAGCAACUUCCACCAGCCUGACUACUGGCCGUCUUCUCUGAGGCCACUAAGAAUUGGUACCCAGCCACACCUGGGGGGGGGCUACAGGUUCUCCCAGUACUGCUGUAGAGGAAGGGUGCCCCAUGAGAUCAGAGCUAUGCUCUGGGGUCUUUAGCUAACAGGAGGCUUCCCUUCUGCCCUCCCCUGGCAGGAGAUUGGCCACAUCUCUGUGGACAUCAGCGGGUCUCUUGAGGACCAGAUGAACCACCUGAAGCAGCAUGAGCAGAACAUCAUCAACUACAAGGCCAACAUCGACAAGCUGGAGGGAGACCACCAACUCAUCCAAGAGGCCCUCAUCUUUGACAACAAGCACACCAGCUACACUAUGGAGGUGGGGGUCUGCGUGUGCGUUACAGGGGUGGGGGCAUUUUCAGAAAUAAUUCCUGGGUGGGCUGUUAAGAUACAUAAAAGUCAAACUCCACGAUGCAUGGGUGUAAAAAUAAUAACUUUCAUAUGUUUGUGAAGACCAGCCAACUUAAGACUAGUUGCUUAGUCUUCCAAGUAGCAGCUUGCCUUCCUGCACAUAAAUAUAAGCAUUUUGAAGCAUGCAAGAUUAAAGAACUAUAUGAGUAUUAUUAUUAUUUACUGUGGUUUUAUAUUUGUUGGAAACCACUCAGAGUGGUUGGGGCAACCCAGUCAAAUGGGCAGCAUAUAAAUAAUACAUAUAGUAGUAGUUGUAAUCUACAAGGAAUACCAUGAGGAAAAUUGGAAAUUGAGGCAGAUAUUUAUUCCAUGACAAUUUGAAAUUCAAACUGGAACCUGUUUAGUGUGUUGGUAGUCUUAUUUGUUGGGGUUGUUUCCUUUCCUUUAAUUGUUUUAUCUUUCUUUUAGCUCUUAAAAGGCAAAACUGUACAAAGUGUGGGAUUGUACCAGGCUGAAUUUAUUGAUAGCAUUUUUGCUGAUUUGUUCAUACUAUUUUGAUUUUCAAUAAGUGAAUAUUAAAGGGGGGGGAUAAUUCCUGGCUGAACCCUCCCCCCCGAAUGGAUCUCCAGCAAGUAGGUGAAGGAUUGGGUGGGUGCGAUUGCCCCCCACCUCCUUCCCCAUUGCUUCUGGAUCUAAUUCUGCAAACCCCACUGUCUUUGACUGCAUGCAGCACAUCCGGGUGGGCUGGGAACAGCUGCUGACCACCAUUGCCCGCACUAUCAACGAAGUCGAGAACCAGAUUCUAACCCGUGAUGCCAAGGGAAUCAGCCAGGAACAGAUGAACGAGUUCCGGGCCUCCUUCAACCAUUUCGACCGGGUAAGGUGGCCUCUUGCAAACCCAGCCCUGACCACUCGCACACUCACCGCCGCUUCUUGCUUGCACACUUCUCCUGAGCUUAAUCCAACUGCAAGCCUCCUGCCAAAUUCUUGCCUGCACCUCCAGCUCACGCAGCCCUCACACCUGAUCCCUGCUGUUGUUCCAGCCAUGGAGGCCAAUCUAGAGCUGAUCAAAGGAUGGAGUCUCUGGUCUCUUGUCCUAGACCAAGGGUGAGGGACUCUUUUUCAGCCCAAGGGCCACAUUCCCUCAUGGGCAACCCAGUGGCAGGUAGCAUGAGAGGCAAAAAAGUGGGAGAGGCAAUGGGUGCAACCUUUGUACAAGAGGUCACACUCCAGCUGGGCAAAAGCCCACGCAGGCAAGCAAGAAGCAUGAUCAUAGGUCAGGGCACUUGAGGGGGGCAUGCAGCAGGGCCAGCGAAGAAAGGGAAGGGUCAUGCCUCAGGGAGAGUCCCGAGGGCCAGGUAGAGAGGCCUUGAGGUUCCUUGCCUUAGCCUAGCUAGAUUUUCCUCACCUUGGCCUAGCUAGAUUUUCCUCACCUUGGCCUAGCUGGAGGUUCCUCACCUUGGCCUAGCUAGAGGUUCCUCACCUUGGCCUAGCUAGAUUUUCCUCACCUUGGCCUAACUAGAUUUUCCUCACCUUGGCCUAGCUGGAGGUUCUUCACCUCGGCCUAGCUAGAUUUUCCUCACCUCGGCCUAGCUAGAUUUUCCUCACCUUGGCCUAGCUAGAGGUUCCUCACCUUGGCCUAGCUAGAUUUUCCUCACCUUGGCCUAGCUAGAUUUUCCUCACCUUGGCCUAGCUGGAGGUUCUUCACCUCGGCCUAGCUAGAUUUUCCUCACCUUGGCCUAGCUGGAGGUUCCUCACCUUGGCCUAGCUAUAUUUUCCUCACCUCGGCCUAGCUAGAUUUUCCUCACCUUGGCCUAGCUAGAGGUUCCUCGCCUUGGCCUAGCUAGAUUUUCCUCCCCUUGACCUGACUAGAUUUUCCUCACCUUGGUCAAGCUGGAGGUUCCUCACCUUGGCCUAGCUCAAGGCUCGCUUGCCACCAUCGCCAGCCCAUGUCUGCUCUUGAUACCAGCAACAAAGAGGGUGUGGCCGGCUAAUCCCAGCCUGGCCAACAGAAAAACUCUGAAGGAGUUGCGAGAGGCACAGUGGCCAUCUGUGAGGCGGCUGGGACUCCCAAGCCGCCCAAUGGCUACACAUGGCUUUGGUCUCUCUCUCUCUCAGCAACCGUUCAGAGAGGAGGCCAGCUCCAAACGAGCCACAAGAAAGGAGGACUUGGCUGUGCGCGGGGCUUGUUCACAGACUGUGGAAGGGCUAUAGUUCACAUGCAGAGCAUCUGAUUUGCUUGCAAAAGGUUAGGGUUAGGGUUCAAUCUCCAGUUAGUGCUGGGAGAGUCUCCUGCCCAAAACAUGGGUAAACUGUUACCAGUCAGUGUAGACAAAGCGGGUGAGGUGGACCGGAUGGUCUGUCUCGGUGUAAGGCCACUUCCUGUGUUCCUAUGAGGGGCGCCCAGUGCCACCAGUUUAAGGAGCGUUUCCCUUCAGGAGUGUGGAAUUUGGGGCUGGGGGUGUCUCCUUCCAAAUCAACAGCUUCUUUCCCCCUCUUUGCUCUUUGCAGAAGAGAAACGGAAUGAUGGAUCCUGACGACUUCCGGGCCUGCUUGAUCUCCAUGGGAUAUGACUUGGUAGGAAGCUGCCCCCUUUUGGGGUCCAGAAGGAUAGCUUUCCUUACAACAUCCGUUGGAGGGCAAAUUCUGUGUAGUUUAAUAUCACAAGGAUCUCCUGGUUUGCUUGAAAAUGGUGACUGAACCAAAUCCUUGGCCAUCCCUAGAUAGCAAAACCUGAGUGGAAAUGGGUAGGGUCUGCCCUGAGGCAGUUUUCAACCCCAUUCCAUGAUCCAAGGGUGGCUCUGGGUGGGAAAACUGGUCAGGGAUGCUGAAUGUCCCUUGGCAAGGAGCAUCCCUCCCUAUGUGACCCACAUCCCCAUUGCUCUUCUCUCCUGACAGGGCGAGGUGGAGUUUGCACGCAUCAUGACCCUGGUGGAUCCAAACAACACAGGCGUGGUGACCUUCCAGGCCUUCAUUGACUUCAUGACUCGUGAGACGGCUGAGACAGACACUGCCGAGCAAGUCGUGGCUUCCUUCAAGAUCCUGGCUUCAGACAAGGUAAGCGUUGCACCAAAAGAACAGGAGAAGUGGUGGAGCUAUCUCUUGUCCACAGAAGCAAAAUUAGUGUCUCUUGCUUAUUCAUAGGACCCAGCAACAUUAUGCUGAGGUUGAGUGAUAUUCUGCAGUUAAAAUUAAGAUCUAGGCAUUGCAGCAGAAUUCAAAGCCUUCCAAUAAUCUGUUUCCUCUCUUCUUUAUGUCUCCUCUCCUGCCACCGGGCACAUUUCAAGCCUUUCCUGGCAGGUCUAGAAAGUGUUUUUGCAGGGGGAAGUGGGGGGGUGGCUUCUUUCCAUUCAGGUAGCAGAGAAGAAAAGGCUAUCCUACCCAUUUUAGGCUCAGGCCUUGUUUGCCCCUGGCAUGCAGCCCUUGACAAACUGCCCCUAAGUGUGGGGAACCUUUGGUGCUCCAGGUGUUGCUAGGACCACAACCCACCAACAGCCAGGAAUGAUGGGAGGUGUAGUUUGACAACAGCUGGAGAACCCAAGGUUCCAUCACAGCUGCCCUAACAGAAAAAGGGUUCCUGGACUCUGUUAGUGGAAUAUUGCAACCUAGAACAGGCCUGCACGGUGUGCAAUGCGUCAACCACAUUCCAUUCUGAGCAAUCUUCUGUGUUGGGUAGCACCAGAGGCAAAAGUGGACAGAGCAACCAAAGUAAAAAAAAUAAAUUACCAUGCUACAGAAGGCUAGUUUCUAUUAGCUCAUCUCUACCCUCCAUCCAGCCUCAGAAGAGACAUUAUCUGAGUUUGAGGGCAUGUUCCUGGCAGGCAAAAAUGCUGGUGGAGGGUGCAAAGUAUGCCACCACAGCAUGCAGUCAAGGGAAAUAAAAUAUGGGUAAGGAUGUGUAAUCUGGGGGGGACAGAUAGGGAACCUCGGAGGGCCACAUCUGGCCCCCAAGCCUGAGAUGCCUCACCCUUGGUCUUUUGAGUAACAUGCUGUUCCUCCUUGUUUGAUCCUCCUCCCUGCUGCAGAACUACAUCACGAUAGAAGAGCUACGUCGGGAGCUGCCACCAGAGCAGGCCGAAUACUGCAUCAGCAGGAUGACGAAGUACACAGGAGCUGACGCUGUGUCCGGCGCUUUGGACUAUGUCUCCUUUUCCAGCGCCCUGUACGGAGAGAGCGACCUGUGA
Messenger RNA from Podarcis lilfordi (Lilford's wall lizard), 40626 nucleotides. NCBI's taxonomy places the organism in Eukaryota, Metazoa, Chordata, Lepidosauria, Squamata, Lacertidae. The record is from the annotation of a GenBank genome assembly.